Messenger RNA from Ustilaginoidea virens, 675 nucleotides. RefSeq lists its product as uncharacterized. The record is from RefSeq and is a predicted model, not a curated record. NCBI's taxonomy places the organism in Eukaryota, Fungi, Ascomycota, Sordariomycetes, Hypocreales, Clavicipitaceae. The coding region runs from base 1 to 675 and encodes 224 amino acids. The transcript has 3 exons.
AUGAGCGAUCCUGUUGAUAUCAAGUCGCCUUCGGAGUGGCAGUCCCUGCUCUCGGGAACUUCUGUGGUAGUGACUGACUUCUACGCCGACUGGUGCGGCCCAUGCAAGAUGAUUGCGCCUCACUUCCAACGUCUCGCGAACCAGCAUUCAGUGCCGAAGAAAAUCGCCUUUGCCAAAGUCAAUGUCGACUCGCAACAGCAGAUUGCUCAGCAAAAUGCCGUCUCGGCCAUGCCCACCUUUAAGAUCUUCCACAACGGCUCCUGCAUCCAAACCAUCCAGGGCGCCAAUCCAGCCAGCCUGUCCGACGCCGUCGCCAAAGCAGUCCAGCUGGCGGGUGCCAGCAAAUCCGCCGAAGCCCUGUUCAAGUCUCCAGGCCGAACCCUCGGCGGACCGCCGGUGCAUGCUGCGUAUGCGAGAAGAGAGUUCGACCUGGGCGGCUUGCUGAACAUGUUUAUCUCCUUUGUCGGUCUAUACAUAGUCUCCCUCUUCUCGAAAGCAGCCGAGCAAUCUCGGUUCAACAUUCACAACUCCGGGAAAGAAAAGUCCAAGCCGUCGCGCGGUUCCUCCUCAGCUUCUGGAUCUGGGCCCUCGUACGCAUCUCGCACCAGCGGUUCAGGGACUGCGGCUCGGCCGCCGCAGCAGAGAGCUGCGUUCAAGACAUUGGCUGAUCUGUGA